Molecule: messenger RNA, 3375 nt
Organism: Closterium sp. Naga37s-1
Lineage: Eukaryota; Viridiplantae; Streptophyta; Zygnematophyceae; Desmidiales; Closteriaceae
Source: the annotation of a GenBank genome assembly
AUGACUUCAUCGCAUGACUCACUCGAUCCCUCCGCCACCGCCCUCCCCGUUUCCCCUGCGCGAACCCCCCAACACGACGUGGCGGAGUCUCCGUCCCGCUUCCCCCCGCAACAAGCACCGCGGACCCCGCCGCCCCAAUCUGCGCCAAGAGAACCCUUCCUCUCCGCGCAUUCAUUCCCCCUUGUUCCGCCAGGGCCGCCGGUUCCGCAGGGUCCGCCGCCCCCAUACGCGUAUAUAGCGCCCUCGCCGUACUAUCACUAUCCGCCGCCGCACUAUGCUCCCCCAGGGUGGCGGAUGGGGGGAGCGCGCACGGGGGAAAGGGGGAUGGGGGAAGGCGAACUGGGAGAAGGGGGAUCAGGGGAAGGGGAGCUGGGCGAUGUGGGCACAGGGGGCGCGGGAGAUGGGCGCAUGGGGGACGGGGAGGCGAGGGAAGGGCAGAACGACGCCAUGCAAGAACAGGAAACGCUGCAGAGGGGGAACGAGCAGCAGAACAAGGGGGGGCAGCAGCAUGAGGCGGAGGAAACGAAAGAGGCUGAUUUCGUAUCUCCGCCCUCUCAUCCUUGUUCCACUCCUCAUGCUACCUCCAUGAAUGCUCUUCAUCCUCCUCCUGACCCUCCCCCUGUUGCUUUGACACAAACUGCAGAUGCUGCUACAGGUGCUGCUACAGGCAUUGUCACAGAUGCUGGUGGUGCUGCAGCGGAUGCUGCUGUGGACGCCCUUCCUCCUCCUCUUCAACCUGCACUGCCCUCUCAUUCUUGUGGCUCUCCUGCACUUGUCGCUGCUGCCUCUGCUUCUGCUGCUACAGUUGGUGCUGCCUCAGCGGCUGCUGUUACAGGUGCUGCUGCUCCUGCUGCUGCUCCUGCUGCUGCUCCUGCUGCUGCUCCUGCUGCUGCUCCUGCUGCUGCUCCUGCUGCUGCUCCUGCUGCUACUCCUGUUGCUCCUGCUGCUGCUCCUGCUGCUGCUCCUGCUGCUGCUCCUGCUGCUGCUCCUGCUGCUACUCCUGUUGCUCCUGCUGCUGCUCCUGCUGCUGCUCCUGCUGCUGCUCCUGCUGCUGCUCCUGCUGCUACUCCUGUUGCUCCUGCUGCUGCUCCUGCUGCUGCUCCUGCUGCUGCUUCUCCUGCUGCUGCUGCUGCUGCUGUUGCUGCUGCUGCUGCUGCCGCUGCUACUCCUUCUCAUGCUAAUCUCGUGCAAUAUCCAUCGACCGCAGAAGUGGCAGCUGCACAGCAGCAGCAGCAGCAGCAGCAGCAGCAGCAGCAGCAGCAGCAGCAGCAGCAGCAGCAGCAGCAGCAGCAGCAGCAACAGCAGCGUUACCAGCCACAGCAUCAUCACCAGCAGCAGCAGCAGCAGCAGCAGCAGCAGCAGCAGCAGCAGCAGCAGCAGCAGCAGGAGGAGGAGGAGGAGGAGGAGGAGGAGGAGGAGGAGGAGGAGGAGGAGGAGGAGGAGGAGGAGGAGGAGGAGGAGGAGGAGGAGGGGGAGGAGGAGGAGGGGCACAAAAAAAGGAGGGAGCGCGAGGGAGAGCGAGAGGAAGGGUGUGCACUGCUGGCGUCGCUCAAGGCACACGUGAAGCACCUCUGGAAGAUGGGGCCACACGCAGUGCAGCCGUGUCAGUGCGUGCUGGGGGCGCAUGAGCCCACGCGGGACGACCUUCUCAUGCUACCUCCCACAUCUCUCCCCCCCGUUCCCUCUCCACGGUCCCCGUCGCCCAAUGCCUCCUCAACCCGGCAGCCGUUGCAGGACGUGCUGUUGGCGCACGAGGCGACGCUGGAGGACCUGCAGGGCGAGAAGAAGGGCGCGCUGCAGCUGUUCGCGCUGCUGCUGGGCGCCCCCGAGGUCACGUCCCUGCGCAAGGACGAGCUCGCCGAGGCCAUUGUGCGCGCCGACGCGUGGGCGCGAGUGCGAGGCGAGGGGAGGGGGGGCAUGAGGGGGGACUCGGAUUCACGGGGGAGAGUGCGAGAAGAGAUGUCCACCAGAGGGGGGAGUAUGAGACCUGGGCUGCUGCUGCGGCCGCAGCAGGGGGGGCUGUCAUGUCUGGGCGACAUAGGCAAGAUAGGAGACGAGCAGAUUGCACGGUCGAACCAGCCGACGCAGUUGAAUGAGCAGUUGAACGGCCUUCCUUCAGUAUCCGCUCCCGCCCCAACCCCUUCGGAAGUGCAGCUGACAGUACCGGCUCCUUUCCCACCUCCUGCACACCCAAGAGAAGGGCAGGUGGGAGGGGUGCUGCUGCCACAGGAGGUGGGCCUAUCAGACAUAGGCGAUGCGCGCAUUGCACGGCUGAACAGGCCCGCCGAUGUGCUGCUCACGGAGUUCCUUGAAAGGAGGAUGCGGUGGGAGCACACGGAGGAGCGGGAGCUGCUGGCAGCAAAGCUCGAGGCGUACAUUCGGUCACUCAUCCGCUCCAACCCCGAUGCCCUCACGGGCUAUCAGGAGCUGUUCUUUGCGCGGUGCGCGGGGGCAGAGGAGGACGUGCAGCAGGAGAAGCGGGAUGUUGUGAGAGUGGUGGCGCUGCUGCUGGGGUGCUCUGUGCCCGCUAAAGCCAAGAAGCUCCAGCUAGUGAAGGCCAUCAGUGCCUCUGCUCUGUGGCAGGCGCACAGGCGCAGGGAGAAGGGACGAGCGGCAGGGGAGAAAGGGGGAGUGGUGGUGGGACGGGGAGGAGGAAUGGAACGGCAGCAGCACCAGCAGCAGAAGCAGCAGCAGCAGCAGCAGCAGCAGCAGCAGCAGCAGCAGCAGCAGCAGCAGCAGCAGCAGCAGCAGCAGCAGCAGCAGCAGCAGCAGCAGCAGCAGCAGCAGCAGCAGCAGCAGUGGCGGCAAUAUUACCAGACGGAACAGCAGCAACGACAACUGCAGCAGCAACAUGAAUUGGAGCAAGAGCAGCAGAGGGUGGGGGAAAGGCGUAUGACAGGUGAGGCCCGUGAGGUACCCACACGGAUCUUGAUGCACCCACUUGUUGAAACCGAUGAGCAUGGAGAAGAUGAGAGGGUGGGGAGAGGAGCGGCGAGAGAAGCGGGGAGAAGAGGGGAGAGGGAAAGGGAGAAGGAUGCAGGUGAAGCAGGGAUGAGAGAGAAGGGAGGAGGGGAGGUAGAGGCAGAGGAUGAAGAGGAAGAGUACGCUAAUGGUUACUCAGAAGAGAGGGAAGAGAGGUGUAAGAACAUAGCAGAGAAGGAUGGAACCAUGGACUCGCAUGGGCUCCAAACAGGGGAGAUGGAGGAGGCUCAGGAAAGGAAGGAGCUGGAGUGUUAUAAAAUGGGAGAGCUCCAGUCACGGGCGCAGCUGUUGCUCGAUGAUUUCUCGAGGCGCAAGCCAGACCUUGAAGAGGUGAUGGGUGAAGCUCGAGAAUAUGCUAGAAGAGAGGAGCAGUUUGAAAUGACGAUUGAAUGA